This is a messenger RNA of Ectocarpus sp. CCAP 1310/34, 1674 nucleotides long. NCBI's taxonomy places the organism in Eukaryota, Phaeophyceae, Ectocarpales, Ectocarpaceae. The record is from the annotation of a GenBank genome assembly.
AUGUGCAACGGCAAGGUGGAGCGGCGGAUCGGUCCCAUCAGGGAAGGGGGGCGAGCGACGGUGGAGGAGGCCGUGCACCUGUUCCCCGACAUCCAAUUCCCUACGAAGGCCCUCACGUUAGACGCCAUCUACCCGGAGGCUUUUGCGUGGAUGUCGGAUUGCAUCAAAGUUCUCGCGCAGCUUGACCAGAAACCGCACAUGCGGUGCCCGAAUAAACUGCCCUACCAUAAGCGUCCUCUCCGCGCCCCGCUGCCGUUUCUGAUGCCGGUUUUUCACCAUGCCCGGCGCUCCUCCAAGAUCGAGGCGAAAGCGAAACGCUGCUUCUACCUAAACAGCAGCGUCGGUCACUCGCAGGACUCCUACAAGGUCCUCUACGCCUCGGGCCUUGCGCGAUACACCACAGAUGUCUUCUUCGGCUACAGCAGGCGCCCGCGCUUCAGCGGUGUUGUGGCAACGUACGGCGGCGGCGCCGCGCGAGAUCCGUGGGCAGACGGCGGACUUGACAAGGCGAUAGCAGCCGUUCGCGGCGGCGGCAGCGGCGGUGAUGAAGGCCGCACCGGCGGCGGGGGGCACGGCAGCAGCGGGAGCAGCAGCGUCAUCCCCGGUCGCCGCUUUGGUGCCGGGCUCUCGGACGGACGCAGCGGCGGUGGCAACGGCGGCGGCGGCAGCGGCGGCGGCGGCGGUGGCGGUGAUGGAGGAGAUGACGACGCCCGUGGCGUGCAAACUUGGGUCAGCGACCGCGAUGCGCCCGACAGCAGCUUCGUCAUCGACCCCGACCGGCGGGACCCCGACCCGCGCCGGCUCCCGCGCGCGCCACACAUGCAGACCCAGCAGCAACGUCAUCAGGUCACCCCCUCCGUCACGAGGUCAUCGGCGCGGCGCUUGGCCGCCGCUGGGCCUCUACCGCGAUCACCGGGGGUGUUGGUGAUGCUUGCGAUGGCGGAAGACUUCGACGCGUGGAUGGACAAUGAGCGUUGCUAUGGGGGUCCGGAACUGCCGGAUGGGCCUGCGAGCGAGCGUGUGACCCCGACGGCGUUGGCGGAGGCGCACUCGGGCGAAGACAGCGACAUCUGGUACAGCGCUGAGGACGCGGAGUUCACCGAACAUCUCGAGGCGGAGACUUUUUCGCUGGGCAGGCUCGCGUUCGUUCAAUUCAAGCCGGAAAAGGAUGUGUACAUUCGUUUGCCGAAAGGUUGUGGCUCUCUGUCGGGUAAAGCUGUCAAGCUUGCCCGUAGCCUGUACGGUCUGAAUCAAGCGUGCCGCAUGUGGCAUUUCCAUUUGUUCCGAGCAAUGAAGCGUCUUGGGUUUGAGCAGUGUGCUGCUGAUGCUUGCGUCAUGCGUCUGACUGAGAAUGGUGUUGUGACAAGGUGUUGGCUGAAGCUUGAGGACUUUGGCGAUGCAGAGCCUGGUGUUCUUGAGCCUUUUCGGUCUUUGGUAGGACACUUGAUGUGGCUGGCGAAUCGAACUCGCCCGGACAUUCUCAAUGCAGCGCGAGUUGUGGCGAGGUUCGCGGUCGGUCUUGGUAUCACGUAUCAGCACGUGACGGAGGGAGGUGUCUCGUUUUACCUUUUCGUUGCCUCCGAUUACGCGAGCAACGCAACUGACCGGCCGUCGGUUUCUGGUGCGGUUGUGAUGUGUGCGGGUGCGUGUGUGUCGUUUUCGUCGCGGACGUAG